AUGCGCGCCUUCCCCAGCAGCUCUUUGCGCCUCUUCGCUCCCUACGAAGGCACAGGCCAGCAGCAGCAGCAGCAACAGCAGCAGCAGCAGCAACAGCAGCAGCAGCAGCAGCAGCAACAGCAGCAGCAGCAGCAGCAGCAGCAGCAGCAGCAACAGCAGCAGCAGCAGCAGCAGCAGCAGCAGGCUGAAGAGAGAGAGGCCGCGAAAGAGUUUCGAAGAAGAAAAGAAAAGAAUUUGGAUUGA
Molecule: messenger RNA, 243 nt
Organism: Eimeria necatrix
Lineage: Eukaryota; Apicomplexa; Conoidasida; Eucoccidiorida; Eimeriidae
Exons: 2
Coding region: 1-243 (80 amino acids)
Source: RefSeq, a predicted model, not a curated record